ANACAAGUGAGUGACAGAUGUAUCCAUGUGUUCUGCGUGCUAAGUUGUGUAUUUUUUAUUAAUAGUAAAAGAAAUAUUUUUUAUAGUAUUCUUCUGUGAUUAACUUGCUGUGUUUUUAUAUAUUAUACGUAGUCAUGACUUUCGGAUGGACAACUGUUUGUAUUAAAUACAUUCUUUUUGUAUUUAAUCUACUAUUUGUGAUUACUGGAAUUAUUCUUAUAUCAGUGGGUGUUACAGUAAAAGCUGAGUAUCAGGAUUAUGAAUCAUUUUUGAACGAUAAAUAUUUUUCUACUCCCAAUCUUUUAAUUGCAACAGGUGUGAUAAUAUUCCUUAUAGCAUUCUUUGGCUGCUGUGGAGCAGUUAAAGAAAAUUACUGUAUGACCCAGACAUUCACUUUCUUAUUAAUCCUAAUUUUCAUUUUGGAAUUUUCUGCUGGAAUAAGUGGCUAUGUUUUGAGAAAUCAGACAGCCGAUUUUCUUACAAACAGAUUGACGGACUCUUUAUCUAAAUAUAAUGCAACUGUUUAUAACGAAAUUACUAACCUUUGGGAUGAUAUGCAAGGUGCUUUUAAAUGUUGCGGUGUAAAUGGUCCAUCAGACUGGCAAAGCAAUAAAAGUUCUACAGGUGGUCGAAUACCAAUGUCAUGUUGUGGUAAAGUUAUUGGUGAACUUGGAAAUGCAACUUGUGAUAUAGAAAGUGCAACAAUUUAUAAUGAAGGAUGCGCUUCUGCAUUUGGAUCCUACAUCAGAGAUCAUGCACUUACUUUAGGUGGAAUUGGCCUAGGAAUUGGAUUUAUGCAGUUUAUUGGAAUUCUCUUCUCCUGUCAUCUUGCAAGGCAAAUUAAAAAUAAUUAUGGAACCAUGUAAAGUUAAGUAUUAAGUAAAGCCGCUCGUGCUCUUACAACAGCCAUAAAUUAUGUAUUGUAAUGAAUUUUAUUCUUUUAUUUGUUAAUAAAUGAUCGUUGAGAUCUUCCUUAUUU
Molecule: messenger RNA, 979 nt
Organism: Agrilus planipennis (emerald ash borer)
Lineage: Eukaryota; Metazoa; Arthropoda; Insecta; Coleoptera; Buprestidae
Product: CD63 antigen
Exons: 5
Coding region: 135-866 (243 amino acids)
Cellular component (GO): membrane
Source: RefSeq, a predicted model, not a curated record